Messenger RNA from Phoenix dactylifera (date palm), 2049 nucleotides. RefSeq names its product MAC/Perforin domain-containing protein (gene CAD1). Gene Ontology annotation, cellular component: plasma membrane. Lineage: Eukaryota; Viridiplantae; Streptophyta; Magnoliopsida; Arecales; Arecaceae. The record is from RefSeq and is a predicted model, not a curated record. Gene Ontology annotation, biological process: plant-type hypersensitive response; regulation of salicylic acid mediated signaling pathway.
AUGCCCUCAACCCGCCCCCUUUUCUUUUUUCCCUUUCUUUCUCUUCCUUGAAAAACCCAGUCGACUCGCGAGGAGGAGAGAAUAAACACCUCACCACGCAAGCCCCUCCGGCCUUCGAUUUCAACGACAACAAUUAACAACGAGAGAUGCGGAGAUUCCCACUCCCGCCGGAGAGAUGAGAUGAGAUGAGAACAAGCCCUACCCGUGCCCAUCUCUCCUUGUCCUCCCAUGGAGAGGCCGCGGGCGCCGCCGGAGAGCUCCGACGCUCUAAUCUCCACUCUCUCCAACGUUAUCCAGGCCCUCGGCCGGGGCUUCGAUGUCACCUCCGACACCCGCCUCCUCUACUGCAAGGGCGCCCCGGGCUCCCGUCUCGUGCUGGUCGAUGACGGGCGCACCAGGGACGUCGUGAUCUCCGAGGACGGCGGCGUAGUCCUUCCCGAUGUCUCCCUGGAUAUCGAUAUUUUCAGGGAGCAGAGCCAGCGGGAGACCACCCCUGUUUGUAGCUUCCAGGAAAUGGCUGAAUAUUUUAAUGAGAAGUCAGGUUUAUCAGAAAAUGUACCUCUUGGCAGUUUCGAUUCUAUGUUCAGUUUUACUGGCUCUUGGAAAAUUGAUGCUGCAGCAACAAAAGCCCUUGCGGUGGAUGGUUAUUUUAUUCCUCUAUACAAAGUUGUUCUUAUGAAUGCUGAAUUGGUGUUGCGAGAAGAUGUCAGGCGUGCUGUUCCACAGAACUGGGAUCCAUCAUCCUUGGCUAGCUUUAUUGAGAAUUUCGGUACCCAUAUUAUUACAUCUGUGACUGUCGGAGGUAAAGAUGAAGUGUAUAUCAAACAGCACCAUUCAUCUCAGUUAUCAGCAUCUGACAUUGAAAAGUAUGUGAAAGACAUUGGGGACCAGAGAUUUCUAAACUUGGGUAACCAGUCCGAUGCUGCUCCCUACAAUUACAAGGACAAGGAUGUUACAAUAAUCUUUAGAAGAAGAGGUGGUGAUGAUCUUGUUCAAAAUCAUGCAGAGUGGAAGAACACUGUUCCUUCUGCACCAGAUGUUAUUAACAUGACAUUUUUACCCAUUGUUUUUCUUUUGAAUGAACUUCCUGGACUCCAGUAUUUGGCUCGCUCAGUUGAUCUAUAUUUGGAAUACAAGCCUCCUGUAGAGGAGCUGCGGUAUUUCUUGGAGUUUCAAAUGCAACGAAUUUGGGCUCCAUUGCCUUCAACUAUUCCUGGUCACCAGAGAAAGGAACCUGUAUGUCCUUCGCUUCAGUUUAGCUUAAUGGGCCCCAGGCUCUAUAUCAGCUUAGAGCAGGUUUCUGUUGGUCGGAAACCAGUCACUGGCCUCAGGUUGUGUCUAGAAGGAAGCAAGCAAAAUCGACUAGCCAUCCAUUUACAGCACCUUGCUUCCCUUCCAAAGAUUCUUGUGCCGCGCUGGGACUCUCAUGUGGCAAUUGGUCCACCAAAGUGGCAAGGCCCUGAAGAACAGGACAGCCGUUGGUUCGAACCAAUUAAGUGGAAGAACUUUGCCCAUGUCAGCACUGCACCAAUAGAGAGCACCGAAACUAAUAUUGGGGACCUUUCUGGUGUCUACAUUGUGACGGGGGCGCAGUUGGGGGUGUGGGAUUUUGGUGCCAAGAGUGUCUUACACCUCAAACUAUUAUUCUCCAGGGUUCCGGGGUGUACCAUAAGGAGAUCAGUGUGGGAUCACAGUCCAUUCAAGACUCUAGCGCCAUGUCCAGAUGAUACAUCUUUUUCAAGCGACAGGUCUAGUCAGAUCAGUAAACUUGCGAAGAUAGUUGACAUGACGGAGAUGUCAAAGGGACCAGAAGAUACACCGGGCCACUGGUUAGUUACCGGAGCAAAGUUAGGGGUCGAGAAGGGGAGGAUUGUUGUACGUGUAAAGUAUUCCUUAUUAAACUACUGAAUCUGAUAUUACUUGUUUUUCUCCAUGUUCACCAUCCCAUGGUGCAUUCUUUCCGAGCUAGCAAUUUGUUCUUUUGUUUCUACUGUACAUUCCUGGAUAUCAUUGUUAUUUAUCAUAGGGCUUUCCUCUGGGUUUUGUUAA